AGGACCAGUUGAAGUGCAAUAUUGAAGCCUGUACUGUACCAUUCAGGAUCCAGACUCUAACCUCAAGUCAUGUUGACCAGGAAUUUUCUCAUCCUCUGCUCUCUGGCAGUUCUGCUAGUACAAGCUGACCUCGAUACUAAUAACGAUCAUGCUGCCCAAGCCAUGUCCACGGAUAAGGACUCAACCUCGGAGGAAGCUCCAACUGAGAGCAUGAAUGCCAUCUCCUCGGACCAGCCUAACGAAAAGCCACAGUAUUACAAUGGAGGGACUGCUGAUGUAAGCAGCACAAGUGUAGAAGUUAGACAAGAUGCUCCUAAACCUAACGGUGUCACUGGACCUGGUGUUGCGGCAAACAGUGUUGAGGACCAGGAGGAGGAUGAGAGCUCAGAUGAAGGUCUGAAAAAAAGAAUUGUUCCUCCUCCUCCUCCUCCUCCUCCUGCUCCACAACAAAACUCACGAAAGUUAGUUGGGCCAGCAGGUGGGAACCGGAGAAAGGCCCCAGCCCCACAACAGAAGAGGAGAUCACGACCCUCCCGCCGUCAGCCCUGAAAUGCCACAAAGACACAAGGAGGCAAACAUUUACUUUUAGUUAAUUACAUAGAAGAAGAAGAAAUAUUGUAUCCUAUUACUGUAUAUGCCAUAACAAGGAGGUGUACAGAACGGUACGCACAUGAUGAAGCUGUUUUGAUGUAUCUUGUGAAGCAGAACAAAGUCAGCAUGACAUUACAUAUUGUUUACUGUAACUUCUGUGGAAAAAACUCAGUGGUAUGUUCAAUACAAACUCAUGGGCAUUUCUCUGUGAAUAAAAUGUAGCAUUAAAUUAACAAUUUAUUGUGAUGACAUAAAACCUAAUAACACCAGUGGGAGACUAGUUCACACCACCAUUAAAAUCCAGGGUGAGGCAUGCUUUGUGCAGCGUCAUAACUGACCUUAACCUUAAGAGUCAAUGAUACUGCUCUAAAUUCACCAACCUGUUUCAAAAUAGCAAGGACCUCACUCCCAUGAAAAUACCUCCAUUUCUAAAGGAACGCACACACCGCACCGAAUGUCUAUCUGUUGUUCCUUCGCCAUUCGUUCGGCGUGGUGUGUUUUACGGACCACUUGCCGGUGGGCGUCUGAUUGCCAACAUUUUCGCAUGUAGAAUCGGUUUGCACUCGGUUUGCAAAUUACAGCUGGCACUCUGUUCAGAGGUGCUAUGUACUCUCGGUGGGAAAACGAUACCGGUGUGUCAGUGCCUUUAGAGAUAAUCUUGCUAUUUGGAUCAUUAGCCAGUUGGUGGCAAUAUGGAGGUACGAACUUGCAAUACAAACUGUUGUUAGCUAAAGUGAAAAGACUAGAUAUUCUUUAUCAACUAUAUUUUUCUUCAUCCUUUAAAGAAAAUGCUAAAGAAAUCCCAUCAUUUCUCUCAGAGUUGAUGAGGAUACCUUUGACUGGUGCUGCCUACCCAAAGACUGUUCUACUGUACUCAGUCUCUGCAUAUUUGUUAGUGGAUAGUCUUCAAAAACAACCCUGCUCUCGAACACAAAACCAGUGUUUCAAUCAAAAGUGUUUAUUUCUUUAUUCUAAUCAUAAUUUUUAUACACACAGUAUUUUACACAUUAUGUAUAAAACAUGUUUGAUGAAUAUCAAUUUCAAAACAUGUUUAAGUGUAAACCUCAUUAUCUUACAUCAUAUCAUUCUAAAUAAACUUCUUUGAGCAAAGUGA
Coregonus clupeaformis (lake whitefish) is the source of this 1705-nucleotide messenger RNA. RefSeq lists its product as uncharacterized. The record is from RefSeq and is a predicted model, not a curated record. The coding region runs from base 70 to 549 and encodes 159 amino acids. The transcript has 10 exons. NCBI's taxonomy places the organism in Eukaryota, Metazoa, Chordata, Actinopteri, Salmoniformes, Salmonidae.